AUGAAAUCAGACAAUAUAGAUUCAUUAGAAUCACUCAAAGACUACAUAGGUAGCCAGGACAAUUCAAAGAGUUUCGUGUACUUUUCUAAAAUUCCAGAUAUUUGCAAAACUGAAAAAUGCAUGUUGGGAGUUGACGAGGCAGGACGUGGGCCAGUUUUGGGACCUAUGGUCUAUGGAAUCUCAUUCUGUCCAGUAGAUAAAAAGUCAAUUCUUAAAGAUCUCGGAUGUGCUGACUCAAAACAACUUACAGAAGACCAACGAGAUGAGAUCUUUGUGAAUAGUAACAAUAAAGAUUAUGCAACGGAAUCAAUUGGAUGGGCAGUCGAUGUCAUAUCCCCAAAUGAAAUCAGCACAAGCAUGUUAAGAAGAACAAAGCGAAGCCUUAAUGAAGUUUCAAUGGAAUCAGCUAUAAGUUUAAUUAAGAAGGCACUGGAACUAGAAGUGAACGUUACUGAAGUUUAUGUAGACACAGUCGGUCCACCCGAGAAAUAUCAAGCCAAAUUGCAAGCUAUAUUUCCUGAUAUUAAAAUAACUGUAGCCAAAAAGGCUGAUUCCAUUUAUCCGAUUGUAUCUCUUGCAUCAAUCUGUGCUAAAGUGUCACGUGAUCAUGCAUUAAAAGUCUGGACAUUCCGAGAAGGUAUUGAAGUCCCUAGUGAUGGAUUUGGAAGUGGAUAUCCUGGUGAUCCCGUCACUAAACGAUUUUUAAAGAAUUUUGAGCCACUUUUUGGAUAUCCUCGAAUUGUCAGAUUUAGUUGGUCUACAGCAUCAAAUGCAUUGGACGAGAAUCGAGCUUAUACUGUCGAAUUUGAAGAAGAGGAAGAACUGAACGAAAAGAAAGUCAAAUUGGCAAGCAAGAAAAUGACGUCAUUUUUUAAGACUGAAGUUCCUGUAAAAAAAUUUAAGAGACACAACUUUUUCAAAGAACGAUGUUUAGAGGAUGUUAUUGAUUUUUAA
Messenger RNA from Chironomus riparius, 954 nucleotides. NCBI's taxonomy places the organism in Eukaryota, Metazoa, Arthropoda, Insecta, Diptera, Chironomidae. The record is from the annotation of a GenBank genome assembly.